This is a messenger RNA of Lepisosteus oculatus (spotted gar), 7268 nucleotides long. It is a transcript of the gene lhx5, whose product is annotated as LIM homeobox 5. The record is from RefSeq and is a predicted model, not a curated record. Gene Ontology annotation, biological process: neuron differentiation; regulation of transcription by RNA polymerase II. Gene Ontology annotation, molecular function: RNA polymerase II transcription regulatory region sequence-specific DNA binding; DNA-binding transcription factor activity, RNA polymerase II-specific; zinc ion binding. NCBI's taxonomy places the organism in Eukaryota, Metazoa, Chordata, Actinopteri, Semionotiformes, Lepisosteidae. Gene Ontology annotation, cellular component: nucleus.
UGAUGGGAGGAAUGGUGACUGCGUGAGGUGUUUCGGGGGGGAAAAAAAGUACCAAGAAGGAGAAGAAGACGAAAAAAGUACAUUUUCAAUCCAUGCGUUCGCCCCAGCGGACAAGAACAUUCAUGCGACCCAUCGUCACAGAGCGCUUCAGCGCAGAAGGAGACCAGGCUGUCCGCCGCUCGUAGCCCCCGAGGAUCAGGAUGACAGACGCUGGGAGGCAGGAGUAGCUCCUCAGGUUGCCUGUUGUAGGUACCAGCGCCCAAGGAGGUCGCCCACUGCGCGGUGGGGCUGGAGACGCGGUGAGGGGGACAGACCUGCUCCGCGGGCGGUACUCUCCGGCAGCCAACACGUUGUUCCACGCAGGGUCCGGGGACCAGGGUCCGGACAGCCGUGACCGCUCCGCCAGGUCGCCACUGGGUCGCCUCCAGGACAGCGUGAGGAUGGUGCACUGUGCGGGCUGCGAGCGGCCCAUCCUGGACCGCUUCCUGCUCAACGUGCUGGACCGAGCCUGGCACGUUAAGUGCGUGCAGUGCUGCGACUGCAAGUGCAAUUUGACGGAGAAAUGCUUUUCCCGGGACGGCAAGCUUUAUUGCAAGAAUGACUUUUUCAGACGUUUCGGCACAAAAUGCGCCGGCUGCCUUCAGGGCAUCUCCCCCAGCGACCUCGUCAGAAAAGCUCGGAGCAAGGUGUUCCAUUUAAACUGCUUUACCUGCAUGGUCUGCAACAAGCAGCUAUCCACUGGAGAGGAACUGUAUAUAAUUGACGAGAACAAGUUUGUGUGUAAAGAAGAUUACUUGAACACUAGCGCCAUUAAGGAAGUCAGUUUAAAUUCAGUGUCUUCGUGUACCGAUAGAAGUUUGUCGCCGGACCUCCAAGACCCGAUACAGGACGACACAAAAGAAACGGACAAUUCCACCUCCUCAGACAAGGAGACAAACAAUAACGAGAACGAGGAGCAGAACUCGGGAGCUAAGAGAAGAGGUCCCCGGACCACUAUCAAGGCCAAGCAGCUGGAGACACUGAAGGCUGCCUUCGCCGCCACGCCGAAACCCACCAGGCACAUCCGGGAGCAGCUGGCGCAGGAGACGGGCCUCAACAUGAGAGUCAUUCAGGUGUGGUUCCAGAAUCGACGUUCGAAGGAGAGGCGAAUGAAGCAGCUGAGCGCGUUGGGCGCAAGGAGACAUGCAUUUUUUAGGAGCCCUAGAAGAAUGAGGCCUCUUGGUGCCAGAUUAGAAGACACAGAAAUUAUGGGAUCUGGGCCUUACAAUUAUUAUGGAGAUUACCAAGGGGACUACUAUGGCCCUGGGGCCAACUAUGAUUUCUUCCCUCAUGGCCCCCCGUCCUCCCAGGCCCAGUCCCCCGCUGAGUCCAACUACCUUCCUGGCUCGGGACAGGGGCCCCUAGAAGGGCCCAUCUCAGGCCACCACCCCUCGGACAACCAAAGGUACACGGACAUGAUCUCACACGCCGACACGCCUAGCCCUGAGCCGGGCCUCACGGGACCCCUGCACCCCAUUCCGGGGGAGGUCUUCAGUGGGGGGCCGAGCCCUCCCUUCUCCCUGGCCAGUAACUCCAGCUACAGUGCCCCUCUGUCCCACCCCAGCCAGGAGAUGGGUGAGACAGCAGUGUGGUAGAGGGCCUGAGGCUCAGAUCCGGACUCUAAUUUGGGGUACUGCUGUGGAUCCAUGGACCCACACAUCCUGCCACGCCCGGAACCCACUCCUGGGCCAAGUCAGGGGGAACUCUGGGCAGGGUUGGUUGGCCAGCCAUGCAGUCCUCUCUCUCCCCUCUUCACCCUCCAGGGCUGGGCUGCAGAUACUGUCAGUGUGUUUCAAAGUCACGUCAGCGUUUCCUCAAGACGAUACUGAGUACAGAAAUCAGGGCAAUGCUUCCUCUUUCAUUUGCAAUUCAGGAGUAAUGUACAUUUUCCGUGCCGAUUAUGGUUAACCGGUAUUUGAUUGAGAGCUUCAUGGGCUUAAUACAGGUACCUCCUUCCACAUAGCUGAGUCUGUGCAGAUAACUCAAGUAGAUGUUUACCUGUUCUUUAUUCAGUUCAUUCUCUGAUCUGUUCAAUAGUUAAUUUGAAUGUAAUGGCCCUUAUUAAGUUAAAUCUAGCCGGUACUUAAAAAGCGAAUGAAUGAUAAUUGAAGUCCAAAUGUGUGACUGUUGCAGAGGGGAGGCACAAUGUGAUGCUUUUUGUAAAUCCUUUACAGUGAAGAAAAUUGAACAAAUUCUAUCAUGCCUGUAUCUCAAUACAGGGUGUCUGGUAAUCUCGACCAGUGUAUACUGAUUAAGGUAUUAAGUGUUAUACAUGUUUGAAUAAUAUGAUGAAGAAUAAUGAAGUCAAAGUAUCCAAGUCUCCCAGGUGUAUGCUAUGUUAUGACAGACAUGCUGAAAAUUGAUUAAGAUGGAGCACAGGAGAGCCAGUUACUUAGGCAACAUUAUUUGUUUAACCAGUUAGAGAAACUGACAUCAGUGGCUCAGUGGGUGUGAUCAAUAUUAUUACAACAGCAUCUGAUGGACACACCUCUCUUAAAUAAAGAUUUUUCACUUUUAAUUCUAUUGACAUUACCUGCUGUCAACAGCAAAUUCAGAGAAAUAUUAUUGGCAAGAACUUCAACAUCACAAGCUUGAACUAUUUUACAAUUUAUUUGAGUCUAUUCACAUACACAUUCACACAGGAAACAGAACAGAAUAACAUUUAAUCACCUGUUCUCCAGACAGUGAUUAAAUCCAUAUCUGUUCAGACUUGACUGCAGUUCACGUGCUAAUUCUGUACCCCAAUGUGCUGGAAGUUGUCAUAGGGAACACUGGAAGUCAAAUCCAGUGACUUCUAUGGGAAUAAUGUGAUCUGAUUUCAGUUAUGUAUAAUAACAUUUCUCAUUCUUAAACAAAGAAAUUGACAAGGUGUGAGGUCUGUCCUCCAGAUUUUUGCUGUUUUAUUGAUAAUGCUGUGCUAUUCACAUUGACAUUACAUGCCAAGACAAAUGUCUUUUGUUUUUGAAGUGUUUGAUUUUGUCUGCAUUGCGUUGAUAUUUUGACAUCACACCUUCAAUAUUAAGAAAAACACACUGUACCAAUGCCAAUAUUUUUUCAUCUUCAGUAUCUCAAAGUACUGUUUUGUGUCUCCCUUUUGUGUUACUGAAAAGCCUCAACACAAGACAAAUGCAAGGCUCUUUAUAGUGUCACAUAGAAGAUGACUGAAGAAAAGUACUUUCUUUUAUCAGCCUCUUGAUUUUCCACCCCUCCGUGUUCAUGAAUGCCCCUCCUGCUCCACACCUGAUCCAUACAGAAGCAAGGACAGGAACAAAACUUAUAUUCAUGGCUCUUCCACUUUGAUCAGAGAGUUUGUGCCAACACAGAUUGUCAAAUUAAAUGAUUCCUAGUAGCAAUUCACCAAAAACCCUGAAGAUCAGCUGACAUUCAGCCUUGGAAUCUAAGGACUUAUAUUUUACUGCUUUACUUGUUUUUCUAACAUGCAAGAUAAUUUUAACACAUUAUCUGCCAGCUUGGUUGGUGGAGGAGGCUAUCGUGAUAUUUCUUUCUUACGUUUGAUUUGUACCAGUGUUUUCCUCUUUCCGAUUCCCAUUUAAAAAAAAAUCAGAAAUCCCUUUGAAUUCAAUUGACAGUUAUCCAACAAAUAUAUAUAUAUAAGCUACGUGAAAAGGAUUAUAUUUGUCACAACAAUCCUAACUGUACUGUAGGAUUUGUUUGUCUGAUCUACUGAUGCAUUUGAAAUACUUAGACAAAAAUAAAUAAAAGACAAUAGGUUGCAUAAAAAGUGAAAGAAAGAAAUGACUGACAAGUCCAAAGAGUGUUCUGUUGGAUUGUAGAAAUGUGUUGUUAGUGGGAACAACCUUAGCAAUGGCUCAGUGUUUAAGACACAGAAAAGAUUCCAGAUAGGAAGAAAGCUGGAUCAAUCACACAAUUACAUGUACAGCCUGGUUUGAAAAAUGAAAGAAAAUGUCUGCAGUUGUACUGCACCUGCACACACUCAAAUUACCCUGUGGCACCCCAGCAAAGUCAGGAAUUUUUAGUAAACAUAAUAAACUGAUAACAAAAUCUGUGAGAUGCAUUGUUUUUAUUUGGCUGUUCGCAAUGUACAGCAUGGUGGAAAAGGAAUGUGUUUAGACUCAUGAGCACCUCUCUCACUAGGCAAAUUGUGGCUUUUUAAACAGACAUGCAUAGGACUCUCAUGGUUGAGACUUCAUUUAAUACUGUGAUCUUAUAUUAUGGAUCUUGGUACAACCCCGUUUUGCCUGUAUUUACUGAAGCUAUUGUAUUUUCACUGUUUAAGAAUUAUUGAGGAGUCACAGAAUAACACUGAUAAACGUAAAUUACUCUUUAUAUGCCCAAUGUGCUGUGAUCAAUUAACAAGUUUCUUGGUUCAAACAUCAAUCAUAUACUGUAUGUGGUAUUCUUUGCUACCUCCAAUCAAUGACUCCAAUCUUAGUAAUGGAACUUGGGGUGCAGAUGAUUAUUGGGGUCACUCAAUUCACUAAGUAGAGAAAUGAACUACUCCAGAUAUAAUGUAGAUCUAUGGGUUCAGCAGGGAAGACUAAUCAACACCGGUAGGUGAGGAAUUACAAUAUAACACUCUAGCUGUAUUCUGGACAUAAACUGUUGACUUGUCACUAUUUUUGAAGUACAUGAUGCAGUAAUGGAUUCUCUGUUCCUUCUUAGGAAGGUCAUUAUUCUUGUACAAUAAUGACCAGGCCAUUUGUCCCAAGUGCUCCUUCACCACAACCCCUGCUGCUCCAGGGGCAUGAAGGGGUAAAAUAUCUUUCUAUUUCUGGUCCUGAUCACUCACCAAAUACCAAAUAAAAGUCAUAGAAUCCAUAAGUAUUAUUUAAGGUUUUAUUUUACCCGAUAGUCAGAUCAUCUUAUUACCAGUUUUCUAUUAAAGCAGAGAUUUCAGAAUUUUAGAUUGACCAACAUUUGAGCUUUAGGAAAGCUUUAAUUUUUCCUUGAAUAAGGUUUUUAAAUCACUUGUUUCAGAAGAAGAAGCAAAUUUAUUUUUAAACUGUCAUCUGUUCUUGAUUUGCUUUCAUGAAGUUACUAAGGAGGGAAUAUAAAAAAAAACUCUUCAAUGUUGAAGAAUUAAGUAAGAAUUAUGUUAAGAAUUAGUACUAAUGCUAGCAUUAAUGGAAGAUUGCUUUUCUUAUUAGAUUACUUAUUCAUGAAUGACCAUGUUAUAUUCCUGUAUUACUUUUCCCAUGAUUUAUUUCCAGAAGAUCAAGCAAUACAUUUUGGGCGUCUAUAUGAUAAUGCUGAGCAUUAACUUUAAUUGUUAUUCUUGUUUUACGUGGUACAUAAUAUGUGUGAGCCAACCUUGGUCCUAAAGAGCCACAGUCCAGCAGGUCUCAUAGGUCACCCUGAAGACAUCAAUUUCUAAAGAUUGGAACACAUGUGAGUUUUGAUUAUUUAUCAAUUACCAGGUUAAUUGGUUCAAUUCAAUUAGCAAUGGCAAACUGUGAGCUGGAUAUUUGUAUUUCACAUCAAAUGAUCCCUAAACAAUUUAAUUGAAGAAAUCACAUGGAUCUGUUCACAAAAUGAAAUCAUUCUAUAGAAAUAGAUGAUUUUUCAGUUUUAUAAAACUAGAUGAUUCACCCAUAACAUAUGCUGGACUGUGUCUCUUGAGGAUUAGAUUUGGUCACCCCUGGUAUAUUGUGUUAAAACAUUUUUUUAAAUCCUCUUUUUCAUCCAUAAUAAAAUAAGGGAGGUUACAGACAAGAGGAGACCGUUCACCCCAUCUUACCCUUCUUCAUAGUUCACUGAUCCAAGGAACUGCAGCCAGUUCUUGAACAAAGCCAGGGUGUUUGUUCAGUGGGUUCCACACUGCCUAUACUUCCAGAACCUGCAGAAAAUAUGUAGGUGUACACUCUGUGGAAAAUGUAAACCAAGCUGUUAAAACAAACAUGGCUUUAAUAAUGAAAUUGCUGAACACUGUAUCUUCAGGCAUGAGAUGACUUGAGACAGAUCAAAGUAUUUUCCCCAACACUUUAUGUGUGGCUGUAUUUUGUCCCCAACUGGUGGCGAGUGUCCUCUUUGAGAAGGACUUGAGGGUGAAAUAGGACCUUUGCGGUUUUAGGUCAGGUUCACAGAAUGUGUUGUAGCUGCAGGGAGUGAGCAGGGCGAGUCUUUUAAAAAAAGUAUUUUCCGUAGACAGGAUCGUGUCCCCAGUGUCCGUUCUCCGGAUGCUACAGGAGGUUCUAAAAUACUUGCUUCAUUUCGUUUUGUACCUAUUGACCUCCAUUUUCACUGCUUUUGCUUUAAAGAAAAACAUAAGGAGAGAACAUUGAAUCCAUUAUUGACGAUUCCCUACAACAGCUGAGGCCUUCUUGGUGAAUGGUGUGUUUUUUUCCACCCCAACCCAGAAAAUCUAUGAAAAAAAAACAAUAAACAGCAACAUAUGUGACUCAGCCAUGCAGCUGAGUGCUGAGAAAAGGCUCCACUUUGCCAUCUGUUGGAGAAGCUGUGUAAAGUCAGAAGGUUAAACAAGAGUAGUCUCUGAUGCAUGGCUGAACAUAACUGCUUACUGAAAAUAAGGAAUAAAUAACUCAUUUUCAGUUGGGUGUUUUUAAGAAAGGUUCUGUUUAGUGAGAACAAAAGUGCAUGUAAGUAUACAACUUGUGUUGUUAGCACAUCAUCUGAUUUGGAAUACUUUGUUUAUAAUAUAAAAUAGUCACCAGAGAAUGUGAAUUCAAUUCAUCCAAAGUUAAUUAAUAAGAAGAUCACAUUUGAAUAAAACUUCAAACAGGAUCAGUCUAAUUCUGUUGUGCUCUCGAAAUCCAUCUCCAGGACAUUUCGGGUGUGCUACUAAUACACAAAGCAAGAGAGGGGUAGACAUGGAUUUUCUCAUCUUUCUCAUGUGAAUGUGUGAAAACAUCAGUAGAUCGCUUUCUUUUCUUUUUUUUGACCGGAUUCACCAUUGUUCUCAUGUCUGCAAACAAGAAUAUCCUGAAUUUUUGUCUCAUCACAAAUUUUGUAAACUAUGUCCUUCAGAGAGUUUGUAUGUACAUAUAUAUAUAAUCUAUAUUUUUCCUAAUUGCUGGAAAUCGAUUGCUCCUGGAUUGCGUACUCCGUAUGGAAGCCAGACGAGAUGUAUGCCUUUUGUUGGGAGCUCUUAUGUAUCGUGUGAAGCCUGAGUGGGCUGGAGUGAGAUGUCGGGGGUGGGGGCAGGGAUCCGUCUGCCAGUGCAGGCAGAUGAAUACAUGUUGCUGUUUCUGUUGUUUCAAUGUGAAUAACAAUAAUAAAAAAAUGUUUUA